Molecule: messenger RNA, 1182 nt
Organism: Emys orbicularis (European pond turtle)
Lineage: Eukaryota; Metazoa; Chordata; Testudines; Emydidae
Gene: CCR10
Product: C-C motif chemokine receptor 10
Exons: 2
Coding region: 1-1182 (393 amino acids)
Biological process (GO): immune response; G protein-coupled receptor signaling pathway; cell chemotaxis
Cellular component (GO): membrane; external side of plasma membrane
Molecular function (GO): C-C chemokine binding; C-C chemokine receptor activity
Source: RefSeq, a predicted model, not a curated record
AUGCCUCCCCCAAACCAGCUGUGCGGUGCCGUGUUGUGUCGUUGUGCAGUGCCGUGUUGUGCAGCGAAGCUCCUUGCUAAUGAGAACGAUGAUGUUCCGCCCUCACAGACUUUCAGCCCCUGGGCGGCCGAGCCCCCGGUCACCACCGACUACUACUACGAGGAUGAGCAGUACCCGGAGGGGGUCAGCCCCCUGCCCGAGCUGUGUGAGAAGGGGUCUGUGCAGAGCUUUGCCCGCACUUACCAGCCGGCUGUCUACCUGCUGCUGUCAGCGCUGGGUGUGGCGGGGAACGGGCUGGUGCUGCUCACCCACGCCCGCUACCGCCAGGCCCACUCCGUGACCGACGUCUGCCUGCUGCACCUGGCCGUGGCUGACCUUCUGCUGCUGCUGACGCUGCCCUUUGCCGUGGCGGGCGUGCUGCAGGGCUGGCUGCUGGGCACCGACGCCUGCCGGACCCUGCAGGGCUUCUAUGCCCUCAACUUCUACAGUGGCUUCCUCUUCCUGACCUGCAUCAGCGUGGACCGCUACAUGGCCAUCGUCCGGGCGCCCGCUGCCUGCCGCCUGCGCCCCCGGGCCCGCUGCUACGGCUGGCUCGCCGCCGGGCUGGCCUGGCUGCUCUCCACCCUGCUGGCACUGCCCCAGUUCGUGUACAGCCGGGCCGAGGGUCACCAGGAACGCCAGCUCUGCAGGGUGCUCUUCCCUGCCGGCGUUUCCAAGGCAGCCAAGGGAGCCACCAACCUGGCCCAGGUCAUCCUGGGCUUCGUGCUGCCCUUCCUGGUCAUGGCCUCCUGCUACGCGGCCGUGGCCCGCACCCUGCUGGCUGCCCGCAGCUUCCAGCGGCACAAGGCCCUACGCGUCAUCCUGGCCCUGGUGCUUGUCUUCGUGGCGCUCCAGCUGCCCUACAGCCUGGUGGUGCUGCUGGACACGGCCGACAUCCUGGGCAGCCGGGAGAUGAGCUGCGCCCAGAGCCGCCGCAAGGACCUGGCUCUGGUGGUGACCAGCGGCCUGGCCUUCGCCCGCUGCUGCCUCAACCCCGUGCUCUACGCCUUCGUGGGCGUGCGCUUCCGGAAGGAGCUGCGACUCCUGGCCAGCGAUGCUGGCUGCGUGGGCCGGGCACAGGAUGGGCAGCACCCCAGCCCCAGGUGCCGAGCACCACUCUCCACAUGCCUGGACAUGGUGUAG